GCUAGAGUAAGGGGGUUUUUGUUUUUUCUGCAGGAAAAGGUCUGCGGUCUGCGGACCACUACUGUAGACAUCUGCAGGAGAAGUGGUGGACCGAAGGUCUGCGGUCUGCAAGAAGAAGACUGUUUGUUUUUUUAAUGUCUGUAGACUGCUAUAUAAAUUAAUGGUGGUAGUGUACGGUGGUGGUAGCCCAUCGUCUGCGCGCGUAUGCGCGGCGCAGACAAAAGACGCCAGAAGGUCUUCUGGCAGAAAAACAAACGCCCCCUAAAUGGCUUGGGGAGAUGGUUUGACAGUUCUCUUAACCAACACAAUCAAAUUCCACAAAAAGUGCAUCAAGCGAAGACAGCUCUUUCAGCUAAUCUCCUCCUUGGAUGGAUUGAUGGUCAUGAAGCAGCCCCGGCGCCAACUAUCUCCAAAAACGAUAAAACCGUCCCUAAUCCAGAGUAUACCUCCUGGACCAUCGUUGACACACAGAUCCGCGCCUGCCUCCUAGCGGUCAUCAGCCCCUCCGUUCACAAACAUGCUCGCGGCUUCACCACAUCUGCUGCCCUCUGGGAUGCUUUGGCCGCACGGUACAACUCCGUGUCCACCGCUCAUGUUUAUCAGCUUCGGGACAAACUCCACACUCUUCGUAAAGGUACCAAAACUAUGACACAAUACCUUGAUGAUGUGGCAACUAUUCUCUCGGAUCUCGAUGCCUUGAAAGAAGAGAUCCCUGAACGUGAUGUGGUGAAUGCUGUUAUUCGUGAGUCUGAAUGGUUAAGAGCUCUUAUCUGAAUUGAUCAGACAUUUGCCUCUGAAUAGUUAAACAAUAUACUAGCUCUUAAUGG
Messenger RNA from Cuscuta campestris, 827 nucleotides. NCBI's taxonomy places the organism in Eukaryota, Viridiplantae, Streptophyta, Magnoliopsida, Solanales, Convolvulaceae. The record is from the annotation of a GenBank genome assembly.